Messenger RNA from Lontra canadensis (Northern American river otter), 1077 nucleotides. RefSeq names its product PABPN1 like, cytoplasmic (gene PABPN1L). Lineage: Eukaryota; Metazoa; Chordata; Mammalia; Carnivora; Mustelidae. Gene Ontology annotation, molecular function: RNA binding. The record is from RefSeq and is a predicted model, not a curated record.
AUGGACAUGUUCCAGUGGGAGGUCGGAGCCGCCGUGGCCCAGGAGCUCUUCCCAGGGCGUGGAGCCAAUGCGGUGAAGAUGGUGCUGGCACAGAGCAAGCAAGGGAGGCCUCCAGCCGCCACCCACACGGCAUGUUGCCGCUCCUCGGUCGCACUCUUCCCACCCCCUACCGAGGCCUGGCUGCAAAGCCUUUCCAGGGACCCUGAGGCCCAGGGCUGGGGAGCCUGGAAGCCCCCUCUGGGGUCAGGGGGUGGGGACAGGAGGGAGGAGGAGCCAGGGGAAGCAGAGGAAGACCAGGAAGAUGAAAAGGGGGGCUCCCUCCUGUCUCUCCGGGGCCGGGAGGACCUGGCUGAGCGCCCCAUGCCUGACCCGGAGCUAGAGGCCGUCAAACUGAAGCUGUGGGCCAUGGAGCAGACCCAAGGGCCGGAGACGCCCGGGGAGCGAGAAGUAAGCCAUGAACGUGAGGUGCCUGCCCUUAGCACCUGCCUGGAGCCGCCUGCCUGCAGUGAGACCCCUAUCCUGAGGCCCCUCUCUGUAGGUUGCCUGUGCCCCGGGACCCCCAUGGAGAAGGUGGAGUUGGACCACAGAUCUGUCUAUGCAAGCAAUGUGGACUAUGGGGGCACAGCAGAGGAGCUGGUAGCCUACUUCAGCCCCCGCGAGGAGGUCCACGGGAUCACCAUCCUGUGCACCAAGUUCUCCGGACACCCCAAGGGCUAUGCACACAUAGAGUUGGCCACCAAGAUAGCCCAGGCCGCCGUGGGGCUGGAUGAGACCAUCGUCCCCGGCCGAGUCAUCAAGGUGCUGCCCAAAAGGACCAGUUUGCCGGGGAUCCGCUCCACGGACCGCGGGGGCUUCCGAGGACAGCCGGGCGCGGGAGGUGGGCUCUUCCCGCGCAGCGGCGUCCGGGCGGAACCCGCUUCAGAUCGCGAAGGCGGAACCGGGGCGGUGGAAGCUCCCUCCGUGGUGUCCGGGGUGCGGAAGGGCGGGUGCGGUUUUGAGUGCAGCCGCGGUGGGUCGGGGGUCCACAGCUGCGCUCCCUGCGGGACUCACUCCGCGGCGCCCCAGCCCGAGCCAUAG